Merops nubicus (carmine bee-eater) is the source of this 1111-nucleotide messenger RNA. RefSeq names its product heterogeneous nuclear ribonucleoprotein D-like (gene HNRNPDL). Gene Ontology annotation, molecular function: poly(A) binding; poly(G) binding. The transcript is spliced from 7 exons. The record is from RefSeq and is a predicted model, not a curated record. NCBI's taxonomy places the organism in Eukaryota, Metazoa, Chordata, Aves, Coraciiformes, Meropidae. Gene Ontology annotation, biological process: regulation of gene expression. Gene Ontology annotation, cellular component: nucleoplasm. The coding region runs from base 1 to 813 and encodes 270 amino acids.
AUGUUUAUUGGAGGCCUCAGCUGGGACACCAGCAAGAAAGACUUGACAGAGUAUCUCUCUCGGUUUGGUGAGGUCGUGGAUUGUACCAUUAAAACAGACCCGGUCACUGGGAGGUCGAGAGGGUUUGGAUUCGUGCUCUUCAAGGAUGCUGCCAGUGUGGAGAAGGUAUUGGAACUGAAGGAACACAAGUUGGAUGGGAAAUUAAUAGAUCCUAAAAGAGCAAAAGCCCUAAAAGGGAAGGAGCCACCAAAAAAAGUAUUUGUUGGUGGGCUGAGUCCAGAUACGUCUGAAGAACAGAUUAAGGAGUACUUUGGCGCUUUUGGCGAGAUUGAAAACAUUGAGCUUCCUAUGGACACAAAGACAAAUGAGAGGAGGGGCUUCUGUUUUAUAACAUACACAGAUGAAGAGCCAGUAAAGAAGUUACUAGAAAGCAGAUACCAUCAAAUUGGUUCAGGCAAGUGUGAGAUCAAAGUAGCGCAACCCAAAGAGGUAUACAGGCAACAGCAGCAGCAGCAGAAAGGAGGAAAAAACAACGCGGCUGGUGGGCGAGGAGGUGGAAGGGGGCGUGGACGGGGUCAGGGACAAAACUGGAAUCAAGGCUAUAACAACUACUAUGACCAAGGAUAUGGAAACUACAACAGUGCUUACAGCGAUCAGAGCUACAGUGGCUAUGGAGGAUAUGACUACUCUGGCUACAACUAUCCCAAUUACGGCUAUGGGCCAGGGUACACAGACUACAGUGGUCAGCAGAGCACGUACGGAAAGGCGUCCCGUGGCGGCGGCAACCACCAAAACAACUACCAGCCAUACUAAAGCGGCGCCUAGCACUGGGGGAAUCAGGUAGAAAUACUACAACAAAGCCAUCUUGCAGCACAUCGUGAGUGAAUGGAGGGUGGUCUUCAUGAGAGGAAUUGACUAUUUUGUAAAAGACUUAGUGUAUGACACAACUGUGUCCAACUGUACAUAGUGGCUGACUAGUUUUCUUUUAUGGUUUUUACUUUUAUUUUUGCCAUUCAUGUUAUGACACAAUGUGGACUUGUGUUUAUACAAACUUUAUUUGUAUAAUUUCAUGUUAAAGGAUUGUCUAAUAAAUGCUUACUUAAGUGAACGU